Molecule: messenger RNA, 4596 nt
Organism: Onychostoma macrolepis
Lineage: Eukaryota; Metazoa; Chordata; Actinopteri; Cypriniformes; Cyprinidae
Gene: dyrk1aa
Product: dual-specificity tyrosine-(Y)-phosphorylation regulated kinase 1A, a
Exons: 13
Coding region: 654-2858 (734 amino acids)
Biological process (GO): peptidyl-threonine phosphorylation; positive regulation of DNA-templated transcription; protein autophosphorylation
Cellular component (GO): nucleus
Molecular function (GO): protein serine/threonine kinase activity; protein serine/threonine/tyrosine kinase activity; transcription coactivator activity
Source: RefSeq, a predicted model, not a curated record
GGGAACUUGGCCGUGUGAUGGACAGUCGUCAUGGAAACGCUCUCGCUCGGCUUCCAUUUUGUUCCUGACUCUUUUCCCCUUCCUUCAGACGACUGACGCCGCGACUGACGGCGCUCGACUGCGACUGAGAAACCGAUCGCCGAUCCGCGCGUCGCGUCGACGCUGAACCGCGCCGCAGAGCGAAUUUAGCGCGCGAGUGUCGUGCGCGGGUUUGCAGCGCGCGCGCGCGCCAUUUUGUCCAGCGGCGGCGGCGGGGGCGCGCGCGCAGGAUGAGUGACUGACGGACGCACGCGGGACUGCUGCGCUGCGGAGCGCGCGACGCUCACCGAGAGAGACGCGCUGAUCUGUUCUCCGCGAGGCUUCUUCGCAUCGGACCUGCUCUGGAGAGGGAUUCCCGAGGAAGGCGGCCGGCUGGGAAUUAUCGCGGAUCCUCCGGAGGAUUCUCGUUCCUCUCGUCAGAAAGAGGCGCGCCACACGAUCUUCACCAAUGGUUGUGCAAGUCAAAGAUCAACUCAACCAUCUCAGAAAACGGCAAGACCCUGCUGAGACAUCAGGGCUGUUCUCACCUGGAAACCACUCGCGAGUCGCUUCAGUGGGCUGUGGUUUGCAGAUGGACUCCCCUGUCACAAUGAUAUGAGAUUUGUCAGAAGACGAUGCAUACAGGAGGAGAGACCUCAGCAUGCAAACCCUCCUCUGUUCGGCUGGCCCCCUCGUUUUCUUUCCAUUCGGCUGGUGUGCAGAUGGAUGCGCAGACGCCCCAUUCUCACCCGCCGUUCAGUGAUGGUCACCCGCAGAGCGCUGCUGACCAAUCAGCCGCUGCGCUGCCAUACAACUCGCAGGCCCCGCAGGUAACUGCUGAUAUGGUGAUGCUUCAGAGGCGGAUGCCUCAGUGUUUCCGGGACCCAGCGACUGCGCCCUUAAGAAAACUCUCCAUCGAACUGAUCAAAACAUACAAACACAUCAAUGAGGUUUACUAUGCAAAAAAGAAGCGUCGUCACCAACAGGGUCAGGGCGAGGACUCCAGCAACAAGAAGGAGAGGAAGAUUUACAACGAUGGUUACGAUGAUGACAACUUUGACUACAUCGUUAAAAAUGGCGAGAAAUGGAUGGACAGAUAUGAGAUCGAUUCUUUAAUAGGCAAAGGCUCGUUCGGUCAGGUGGUGAAGGCGUAUGAUCGUGUGGAGCAGGAGUGGGUCGCCAUUAAGAUCAUCAAGAAUAAAAAGGCCUUUCUGAAUCAGGCUCAGAUUGAAGUCCGACUGCUGGAGCUCAUGAACAAACACGACACCGAGAUGAAGUACUACAUCGUUCAUCUGAAACGCCAUUUCAUGUUCCGGAACCACUUGUGUCUGGUCUUCGAGAUGUUGUCCUAUAACCUGUACGACCUGCUGAGGAACACGAAUUUCCGCGGCGUGUCUCUGAACCUGACGCGCAAGUUUGCUCAGCAGCUGUGCACCGCGCUGCUCUUCCUGGCCACGCCUGAGCUGAGCAUCAUCCACUGUGACCUCAAACCCGAGAACAUCCUGCUCUGCAACCCCAAGAGAUCCGCCAUUAAGAUCGUGGAUUUCGGGAGCUCCUGUCAGCUGGGACAGCGGAUAUACCAGUACAUCCAGAGCCGGUUCUACCGCUCGCCCGAGGUGCUGCUGGGAAUGCCGUACGAUCUGGCCAUCGACAUGUGGUCUCUGGGCUGCAUCCUGGUGGAGAUGCACACCGGAGAGCCUCUGUUCAGCGGCGCUAACGAGGUCGACCAGAUGAAUAAAAUCGUGGAGGUGUUGGGCGUCCCUCCCAAUCAUAUUCUGGAGCAGGCGCCUAAAGCCAGGAAGUUCUUUGAGAAGAUGUCUGACAGCACGUGGUGUGUGAAGAAGACCAAAGAUGGCAAAAGGUAUAAACCCGCAGGCUCCCGGAAGCUGCACAGUAUUUUGGGCGUGGAGGCGGGCGGCCCCGGCGGGCGGAGAGCUGGUGAGUCUGGCCACGCCGUAGCUGACUACCUGAAGUUCAAAGACCUGAUCCUGCGGAUGCUGGACUACGACCCCAAGACCCGCAUCCAGCCGUAUUACGCGCUGCAGCACAGCUUCUUCAAGAAGACCGCAGACGAAGGCACCAACACCAGCAGCAGCGUGUCCACGAGUCCGGCGCUGGAACAGUCGCAGUCGUCCGGAACCACGUCCAGCACCUCCUCCAGCUCAGGAGGAUCGUCUGGAACGAGCACCAGCGGCCGUGCCCGCUCCGACCCGACCCAUCAGCACCGGCACAGCGGAGGACACUUCAGUGCAGCGGUGGGCAUGGACUGUCACAACCUCUGCCCACAGGCGAGGCAGGCCUUCGUGCCGGCGCUGGGUUGGGUGGGAGGAGACGGACUCCAGCAGGCAGCCGGAGAGACGCACCCCGUCCAGGAGACCACCUUCCACGUGCCGCCGCACCAGCCCAAGGCCCUGCACCCCCAUCACCACCACCACCACCACCAUCACCAUCAGCACCACCCGCCGCAGGGCCCCGCCCGGCCCCGGCCCCGCCUCUACUCGCCCUCCCACAGCGCCUCCACGCAGGACUCCAUGGAGGUGACCCACGGCCACCUGUCCAUGACCUCGCUGUCUUCCUCCGCCUCGUCCUCGUCCACGUCCUCGUCCUCCACCGGGAACCAUCACUACGCCUACCAGAGCCGCCUGGGCUUCGGCCACAACGGCAGCAUGACUUUGGGACUGGGUGCCUUCUCCAACCCGCGGCAGGAGACGGGUGUGCCGGGCCACCCCUCGAACUCUGGGCCGGGCCACUACAUGGCCGAGGCUCACAUGGGCCUGGAGCGCGAGGAGUCGCCCAUGGCGGGCGUGUGCGUGCAGCAGAGCUCGGUGGCCAGCUCCUGACCGGAUUAACGCUGGCUUGACACCAGGCUGUCCUCCUCUGACCUUUGCUUCUGUUCUCCGAUUCUCAGAUGGUUCAGACGCGGUUCUUGAUUCGAGCGGAGCUUUCCCAGAGUGCGACGAGACCGCCGCGGGCAGCGCUUCUUUAAUAUGGCCUUAUCGUUACGGACUGAGCAAAGACGAGCCGGACGUUUCCGAAGCUUUCGUGUAUUUUUGACGUGCGAACACCCUUCAUUCAUGACACGCCAGAACAGAACAGUGACCCGAGGCCUUUCUUCUCUAGAGAUCCGCAGGACUGAGCCGUGUCCCUUCCCGCUCUUCUGUUGUGCUCGGCAUGUGUGUUUUACUUUGGCCCUUUCGCUUCUUUGAUUUGGCUUCACGAUUAUGCUGUGAAUUUUACACCACUUUUGUUUUCUCCCUUUUGAUAAUUUAUUGUACCAAAGGCGUUUUUUUUAUAGAACAUAGAUGUCUGUAACCAAUAAUGUAGCAGUUCUGCACUUUGAAGCAAAGGUGUGUGUCAUGUCAGUAAACGACUGUCAGAACUGGAAGUGACGAUGUUUGAUGUGGCGGAAAGCCCAAUCCUGGACGCCAUCGCUUGCGAAAUUCUGUCGCUCUGUUUUUCUUUCUCUCUUCAUUUGCUCUUAGCAGACGGCUGCGUGGGUGGUUUUCUGUUGAUUUCGCUCUCACGGGACGGUGGACGCGGACGCCCGAGCUGCUCGGCUGGUCCCAGAGCAGCUGGACAGUCGGAGAUCCUCUCGGCCGGACGCUGCUCUCUCUCGCUACUAAAGCAAUCCGCGUCUCUCUCCGUCCGUCCGUCCGUCUGCGCGCGCGGUGGUGACGGUUGCGAGCGGACGCACGGUUCUUUAGGGUUCCUGUGGUCACGGCAUACGGAGGCUUCAGGUGUUUACUUUGUGACCCCAUUUUAAUAGCUGAAAUAGAAUUUAUGUACAUAUUUAUAUUUUUUUAAUAAAGGAAGUUUAGAACUCACUACUUUUUUCCUAAUGGUAUUUUGAGUACAUUUACGUCAACUUGGUAACAUGCAGUGGAAGUUCUCUAUGGUAGUCAAUGGGUAUCAGUGCUUCCAGGCCAAAGUAGUUGACGACGAUGACGACGCUAGUACAAAUGCAAAACUCUAGGGUUGCAGCGGGACGGAGAGUAGAUCUUCAUACUUUAAUCUUCUAGACAGGGUAUCGUGUGUGGAUGUGUGUCUCCAAUCAGAACGACGGCAUCGGGCGGCGUUUCACAUGUUCGUAUACUCCAGCGCUGACGUAGUAUACGUAGUACAGGAACUAAUUUUCCGUUUAGUUGUGGUGUUACGGCACACGCUUCAGUAAAUGGGUCCAUUUGAAAGCAGAAGUCUGCAGUGGCAGCGGCGCGCGUGUGUGUGUGUGUGUGUGUGUGUGUGUGCGUGAGACAAACAUCUGCAGCGCUCACUAACUCCUGCUAGCGUUUCAGGUUACACAUUAUGAUUUGAAAUCUCUCUCUCCCUGGUCCGACUUUCCCCUCGGCUUCCCGUCCGGUUCGCAUUCUCACUCCUCGUUUGGUUCCAGGACAUGUGAUGAUGAUGAUGAUGUAAACAGAACGACAGACGGAUAUUUCGGAUCUUUAUCCACAGGUUGUAAGAUCAGGACUUUCUGUGUAAAUUAAAGUGUCACUGAGGGGCAGUAAUGGACAAACCCUUUGUACUAUAUUCAAGCGGUCUUAUGUAUGAUUAUAAAAAAACAAAGUUGCUUAACUUGUA